UUUUUUCUUCCAUGCAAUGUUUUUGGAUUUUCUCUUUCAGGGUCUCUGUCAAAAUUCUCAAUACUGACAAGAAAUUGGUCAAGUGUGAAAUAUUAGAAAAUUAGAGACUUUUUUUCUUUCCCUUAUGUGUCACUGUUCUUGCUGUUGUGGGUUCAGACAUGAGAAGUAUGUGUGAACCUUGUUGGAUCAGAAAGGAAGACACUUUCUUCUUGUCCUGUUGUAACCUUUUUCAUCUGUUUUUUCUGGAUUAGGCUGAAGUGAGAGAAAGAAAAGAUAAAAGUCUUGUUUGUGGGGUGUUGACAAGGAAAUAGCUUUUUGCUUAUUUUCUACUUUUUUAAUCAAAAAAUUCAAUCUUUGUCAGUUUUUGGCUUAAUCUGAGAUAAAGGGUCAAAAAGUCAAAGGGUUGUGUGGAAUCAAAAACUGAAAAGUUCAUUGGCAAAAGUGAUAGUGACGAUUGCUGGUAUUAAAAAAAUAAACUUGAGUACAUAAGAGUCAGAAUGGAAGGAAUAGAGAGUAGUAUUCUUCUCAGACAAGUUUUAGGAGAGAAAAAAAAAGUCUUAUUUUUUUUAUGGGGUUUGAGAGUGUGAACAGUUCCUGUAAGGUUGCAAGACUUGUCACUGAUAUUUCUAUACCCUUUUCUAGUUCAAUGCAAAAUCCAUCUACUUUCUUCUCAACUCAAAGAAAAAUGGAGGGGCAGAGUGAGAUUGGUCUCACUGGUGAUAGUUUAGAUACUGGUCUGCUUGGGAGAAUGAGAGAAGAUGAGUAUGAAAGCCGGUCCGGAAGCGAUAACUUUGAUCUUGAAGGAUUAUCUGGUGAUGAUCAGGAUGGUGGUGAUGAUGGUCAGCGCAAGAGGAAGAAGAGAUACCACAGACACACUCCUAAUCAAAUUCAAGAGCUUGAAUCUUUCUUCAAGGAGUGUCCUCAUCCUGAUGAAAAACAAAGGUUGGAUCUUAGCAAGAGACUUGGCUUGGAAAAUAAACAAGUCAAAUUCUGGUUUCAGAAUCGUCGAACCCAAAUGAAGACUCAACUGGAAAGGCAUGAGAACAUAAUGCUUAGGCAGGAAAAUGACAAGCUAAGAGGGGAGAAUAGCAUGAUGAAAGAAGCAAUGGUGAAUCCAAUAUGUAACAACUGUGGUGGACCAGCAAUUCCUGGCCAAAUAUUGUUUGAAGAGCACCAGAUUAGAAUUGAAAACGCUCGUCUAAAGGAUGAAUUGAACCGUAUAUGCGCCUUAACAAACAAGUUCCUUGGCAAACCAAUAUCAUCAUUGGCUAAUCCCAUGGCUCUACCAACCUCAAAUUCUGGUCUGGAACUUGGUAUUGGAAGGAAUGGUUUUGGUGGUGGUUCAAGCUCCCUCGGCAAUCCUUUGCCAAUGGGACUUGAUCUUGGAGAUGGUCGCUCAAUGCCUGGUAUUAGUUCACCAAUGGGAUUGAUGGGAAGUAGUAGUGAUGUUCAGCUUGAGAGAUCGGCUCUAAUAGAUCUAGCAUUGGCUGCUAUGGAUGAAUUAUUAAAGAUGGCUCAGACAGAUAGUCCUGUUUGGAUUAAGGGUUUGGAUGGAGAGAGAGACAUGUUGAAUCAAGAAGAGUAUGCACGGUUGAUUUCUUCUUGUAUUGGUCCUAAACCCGCUGGCUUUGUCACUGAAGCUACGAGAGAUACUGGGAUAGUAAUAAUCAACAGUUUAGCACUUGUGGAAACUUUGAUGGAUGCGAAUCGAUACGCAGAUAUGUUUCAGUCUAUGAUUGCUAGAUCUGCCAACCUUGAUGUUUUAUCUGGUGGAAUCGGUGGAACCAGAAAUGGUGCUAUACAUUUGAUGCAUACCGAGGUUCAAUUGCUCUCACCACUAGUCCCGGUUCGUCAAGUGAGAAUCCUUCGGUUCUGUAAGCAGCAUGCAGAAGGUGUAUGGGCAGUGGUUGAUGUUUCUGUUGAGAUUGGUCAUGAUCCUUCUAAUGCACAACCAUUCAUAAGCUGCAGAAGACUUCCUUCUGGCUGUAUUGUGCAGGAUAUGCCAAAUGGUUACUCCAAGGUCACUUGGAUUGAGCACUGGGAGUAUGAUGAGAGUAUUGUUCACCAACUCUAUCGUCCGUUGCUCAUUUCCGGUUUUGGAUUUGGCGCUCAUAGAUGGAUCGCCACCCUCCAAAGGCAGUGUGAAGGCUUGGCUAUCCUCAUGUCCUCUUCCAUCUCAAAUGAUGAUCACACCGCCUUGAGCCAAGCUGGUCGAAGAAGCAUGUUGAAGCUGGCACAACGUAUGACCAACAACUUCUGUUCCGGGGUUUGUGCUUCAUCUGCUAGAAAAUGGGACAGCCUCCAAAUGGGGACUCUGAGUGAUGACAUGAGAGUUAUGACUAGGAAAAAUGUUGAUGACCCUGGCGAGCCUCCCGGUAUUGUGCUCAGCGCUGCAACAUCUGUUUGGAUGCCCGUUUCACGACAAAGACUGUUUGAUUUUCUGCGUGAUGAAAGGCUUAGAAGCGAGUGGGACAUUUUGUCUAAUGGUGGACCCAUGCAAGAGAUGGUUCACAUUGCCAAAGGACAAGGGCAAGGAAAUUGUGUUUCUCUCCUUCGUGCUAAUGCUGUUAAUGCGAAUGAUAGCAGCAUGUUGAUUCUGCAAGAAACUUGGAUGGAUACAUCUUGCUCAGUGGUGGUGUAUGCACCAGUUGACGGGCAAUCAUUGAAUGUGGUGAUGAGUGGUGGAGAUUCUGCAUAUGUUGCACUCCUGCCUUCAGGCUUUGCCAUUGUUCCUGAUGGCAAUGAUCCCUCUGGCUAUGGCAUGUCAAAUGGUACAUUACAGAAAGGUGGUGCUAGCGAUGGUGGUGGAAGUUUGCUCACAGUUGGAUUCCAAAUUCUGGUGAAUAGCCUUCCAACUGCUAAGCUCACAAUGGAGUCAGUUGAUACUGUUAAUAAUCUCAUCUCAUGCACCAUUCAGAAGAUCAAAGCUGCACUUAGAGUUGCAUAACAAAACCAUUUUGUUAAUGCAAUGCUGCUGAUACACCUUGUUUUGUGAACUUGUUUUUUGGUUUUAUUAAUUUUUUGAACUGGGGAGAAAGGGGUUAUACAUUUGGUUGUAUAGGAAGGGUCGCUUAAGGAAGGUUUCGAGUCAAGAACGAACCGCGAAAAAAGGAACUCGUGGCGUUGCUGAUGGUGAUGCAUGCAUGCACUUUGUGAGAGUGCAAGUGCAAACAAGUUUUCUAGUAAUGUUGGUUCGGGUAUUGACUUGUUGACCUGCGAGUUAGUCUUUGCAUUCUUACAUACAUAUCCAAAACAUAUGUGUCUGUUCUGUUAUUAAUGCCGUCCUUUACAGUUGCAACUUGCAAAUGGGAACUGCUGAACUAUUAUGACUUUUUUUUAAUGCAUUUUUCAUGUUUUGGUAUUU
This is a messenger RNA of Medicago truncatula (barrel medic), 3364 nucleotides long. Its product is annotated as homeobox-leucine zipper protein ANTHOCYANINLESS 2. Lineage: Eukaryota; Viridiplantae; Streptophyta; Magnoliopsida; Fabales; Fabaceae. Gene Ontology annotation, biological process: regulation of DNA-templated transcription. Gene Ontology annotation, molecular function: DNA-binding transcription factor activity, RNA polymerase II-specific; DNA binding; lipid binding. The record is from RefSeq and is a predicted model, not a curated record. The transcript is spliced from 9 exons. Bases 569 to 2947 code for a protein of 792 amino acids.